CUCUCAUGGGAGCAGAAGAAUCACAGCACAGCACAGUUUCUGGACUAUAAUGUUUGGGAAACGAAUGAGUCCACUCGGAUCUGAGGAGGAAAUGUUCUUUUACUUUUUCUGACGCUCAUCUGCAGGAAUAAAAGACAUGCACUUUUCAACUACAGCCUGCCUGUACGGACAUGUAUUUUUAUCUACUUCGGCAUUAUCAAACAAGACCGCAGACAGACUUUGUCAGAAAUAAGUUUGUUGAAAGAUAAUCAUGUCGUCGAUGUUCGGGAAAGUGAAGCAGGGUAACUCAGCGGCAGCAGUAGCAGCUCCUGACAGAAGUCCAGCCGACUGUAACCUGGUGCUGCUCGGUGUGAUGGGCUCCGGGAAAUCAGCACUGACUGUCAAAUUCCUCACAAAGCGCUUCAUCAGUGAAUAUGACCCCUAUCUAGAGGACAUCUAUUCAACAGAAGAGAUUGUGGACCAGCAGCCAGUCACAGUGAGAGUGAUGGACACCUGUGACCAGGAGGGUCCAGUGAACAGCGAGCGCUAUCUGACAUGGGCCAGUGCCUUCCUUGUGGUCUACAGCAUCGACAACAUGGAGAGCUUUAAAGGCUGCCAGCUAUACCUGCAGACGCUCGCCCUGCACAACAAAACCUUCAAGCCACAAACGCCCAUCAUCCUGCUGGGGAGCAAGCUGGACAUGGACAGAUACAGGCAGGUGAGUCAGUGUGACGCCGAGGCCCUGGCGUCUCGUUUUGGCUGUUUGUUCUUCGAGGUGUCGGCCUGUCUGGACUUCCGCUCCGUGCAGCAUGUCUUCUACGAGGCGGUGAGGAGGGCGAGGCGGGGCGGAGAGCGCAGCCGUCUGGUACCGGCCGUCUACAUCAGCGAGGACAAAGCGCUGCUCGGCGUCCCGUCGUUCACCACCCCCUGCUACAAGGAGCUGCCGGCCCCCGCCACCGCCAAGCUGGUCACCGUGAAGACGUCCAGAGCUCAGAGCAAACGGAGGGCCGCCACGCUCACCCUGCUCAAAGGCUUUAAGAUCUUCUGAUACCUUCUGACCCCUCCACCAUGUCCACUGAUAAUGUCAUAUUUAUUAGAUACUCUGAGCUAGAAAGUGGGUGGACACAAUAACAUGAACAGCUACACAGCAGGGCAAUAGCCCACAGACUGGUGGCAAUUUCAGCGAGGCAACAACCUGAGGAAGAGGAACAAACAGAGAAACAAAAAUACAGACGUUGUUUUCCCCAUUUCAAUUUGUUCUGAACACAGAAAAACUGGACUCUGCUCCACAACUGAACCAUCCUACAGAAUAAUGUUCAGAACACCAGUUUGAAUUAUUCACACUUUGUUUCUGAAAAAUAACCUUUCCUUCAUCAUUUGGAUGGACGGCACGAAAAAAAAAAGCAGAGAAAAUGAAUAUGAAACCCACCACCUGACACCUGACAGGCAGGUAAAACCAUCCACAGAGCAAACGUGGGUCACUCCCAUGUCCAGGUUGACAAACACACAGUUAGGGUGUGGGGACUCAGUGGGGGAGUUGAAGGGGGUGUAGAUGGAGAGAAGAGAGUCAAAGAUACUGUUUAAGCUGAGAGGGACAGGUGCAUGCAGGUAGUUAGGUAUUGUAGUUUGGCUGCUGAUCUGAGCGCUCAGGGCUGCAGCAGCGACUCACAGCUCCUCAGAGUCAAAGAUGAACACGCAGACAUCAUACACAUCAUUUUAGAUUCAGUGUGAUUCAAGUACACUUUCCGAUUUCAUUAUCUCUGAUGUCCAUAACAAAUAAGCACCCAUACAUCAGAGUAAAAGGACACUCCUUAUAACUGCAGAACUUGUAAUCCAGUGCUAGCUUUCUGUACAUCCUGUUGUGACAAGAAGUCACAGCUUCUGACUGUCUUUAGCUCAAUCUGAUUCUCAGUCAGCUUGUUUUGUUGCUGGUCUAAAUGGUUUCAUUCAGUGCAGUACCAACGUUUUCCAGUCUGUAAGAUUUCAGCUCGGGUGGUAAAGCCUGCCUAAGCUGAUAUGUAGGCCUCCACACCGUGUUUAAGAUAAGACCCAAGAGCUGUCACGUGACAGAUGACAUUGGGUCUUUAUAUGAACUACACAGUUACACUAACAUUGUAAUAUUACUAUGAUAUAGUUCAGUGUGUUUGUGUGUGGAAUAUAUACAGCCUCCUCUGAGUCACCACGCUGCCUCCUGUGUUUGCUUUCCUGCUGCUUACAUUACCAUGUUAUUAUUAUUCCUGAUCAUGUAAAUGUUUGACAGUUUAUCUUUGGUACUGAAACCUUUGUAGAAAAUUAAUGGGCUUUAACGUGGGCUCAAAGCCUCAGUCUGCUUCAAACAAAGUGCUGGUCGGGUCGUCUUUCUGGGUCUGAAACUCUUAUCAGCUUUUGUAACUAUUCAUAACAACAAUACAAUCUUACAUCAUACUGAUUCUCUGCAGUGACUGGUCAGCUGUGUGGCGCUGUGAAAGAGGGCGGGGUCUUUACUUCUCUCUCUUAUUCAUUCUUGAUUCAACUCUGUCCCAGUGUAGAGCUGGUCCAAAUUAAACACUCUAAACAUCUUUUUCUCACUGUUUCAAGACUUUCUCUCAACAAAACAGAGCUUCUCUAAAAGCAAAUAAAUCUUUUGGAAAACUGAGACUUUAUAAGAUCUAAGUUGCUCAGUGAGGGUCGACUGUGAGACAGUAGAAGACAACAUGUAGUCACCUCUCAUACAUCGGUUUAAAUGUCGAUCUAUAUGAUCACAAAGCAGAGCUGCUGUCAUUAACAGUGUUGGGCAAGUUACUCAGAAAUUGUAAUAAAUUUGUUACUUAUUACUCCUCAAAGAAGUAAUAAUAUUACUUUAGUUAUUACUGAGUGAUAAAAGUAGUUAUGUUACUCCGUUACUUUACUAGACUGGAUAAAUCACAAUCUGCAACUGGAUAUUGGACGUCCUCACAAACAGACCCCAUUCAGUUAGCAUUAGUGGUCACACCUCCUCCACUCUAGUGCUCCACACCAGAGCCCCCCAGGGCCAAGCACAAAGUUGUUAUUCAUGUGCAGGUGUUUGUUAAACCAAAACACAUUCUGACUUCACAUAUGGAAACUUGGUCAAGACCACUUAAGCAUCGAUUUUAAAGGCCCUGGGUACCCCUUUAGUGCUGUUUUGGUUUUGUCUCCGCGGUGAAGUUAGCAAUAUAAUGUCAGGUUAGAGUAGUGAGUGUUGUGAAAUGGUUGCAGUUUGGCUAGGCAACAUAACUACUUUGUUUGGUUUAGGAAAAUUAUGGUUUGGGAUAAAAUAAGCAUAUUAGUUACAGAAGUUACGUUAAGUAACAUAACCUACGUAAGUUACGUAGCUUAAAUGAAAAAGAAUCAAUGCUGACAAGCACUUCUGACCACAGCUGGAUCAGCUGUCAGUCACUGAUGGAGUUUGUGUCGGUACACUGUGCUGAUACUAAUAAACGCACACAUUUAUCACUGCCAGAGCUGCAUGUUUUCUCUCUGUAGCUGUUACCCGUUUAACACCUGCACAUGAAGCAUUGUAUUAAACCCUGUUUCCUGCUCAGAGGCACAGGGUCUUGUCUACUGACAGAAUGCCUUAAUAUGAUUUAUUCAUUAUUUGCAUCUAUAUUUAUUGAUAUUUCGAUUGUGAACUCAUUAGGCCUAUUGAAUAUGAUCAUGGUGUCUUUUGAUCACUGGAAUGAUUUAUUAGGCUAAAUGUUUCAGGGGAAAUUAAAAUAAUGUAGAUCUAACUCAUAUCAAAACCGAUACUCACGCCUCACACGACUGAAUGAAAAUAAUGAUAAAUGAUGUGUUUCUUGCUGACAGA
Molecule: messenger RNA, 3784 nt
Organism: Micropterus dolomieu (smallmouth bass)
Lineage: Eukaryota; Metazoa; Chordata; Actinopteri; Centrarchiformes; Centrarchidae
Gene: rasl12
Product: RAS-like, family 12
Exons: 5
Coding region: 251-1027 (258 amino acids)
Molecular function (GO): GTPase activity; GTP binding
Source: RefSeq, a predicted model, not a curated record